AUGCUUAAUUCCCAUAAAAAACACAAAUAUAGAAUCAAUAAACUUCUUGCUCGGCAAGGGUUUGAAAAAUAUAGAACUGAAUCAAUUACAAAUUCUGUCACGAGUCAUCUUAAUAAAAUUCAAACUUCAUCAAUGGUAACUAAUGAUGAUUUUAAUUUAGAACAACAACAAAUCAAUUAUCAACAUGAUCUACUUCAACAAUAUCAACAACAACAUCAACAACAGCAACAACAACAAUAUCAAGUUUUACAACCCAUUAUCAAUCAAUCAAAUACAUUAUCUUAUAACCCUACUUUCAAUAAUUCUUUAAUUUCAACUACCAAUAAUUUAAAUAUACCAAGAAUUGGUGAAAAUAUUAAUGUAUGGAAUGACAAUAGUGAUGAUAUUUCCAUAGAUGAAGAUGAAGAAGAAGAUGAAAAUAACGAAGAAGAUGAUUCUUAUUCUUAUGAAGAUGAUGAUAUUGAAGAAGAAGAAGAAGAAUAUAUCAAUAAUUCAUCAACGGGUCUGAACAGAAAUGAGGAAAAUGAUGAAGUUCCAAAAUCUAUUGAACAUCCAUCUGAAAUUAUCAAAAAAGUAGUACAAAAAUUAAAUUUUAAUGAUGAUGAAGAACAAGACACAACUGAAAAUAAUUUAUCCGGUACUUAUGAAAAUAAAAAUGAAGUUUUAAUUGAAUUAUGGAAAAACCAUAGAGUAAUAGGUGAAGACAGGGGUCAUUUCUGUGAACGCUUUGCCAAUAAGAGUAUAUUUGUAAAUUAUUCAUCUCAAAGUUUGUCAAGCAAAUUAAAUAAAUUGGUUAAAAGAGGUAAAAUUUCUCCGAAUGAUCCAGCAACAAUAGAAGCUCACAAAAUUUUUGGUGUUACAUCCAUUUCAAAUAUUACAGCAUCUAUGAUAAAAGAUUAUAAUGGAGAAAAUUUCGCUCCAUUCAAAACUGUUAUAUCGGAUAUCGAAACGGAUGUGGUUGAUGCUUUAUUCAAACUCAAAGCUUAUAAAACUUCCAAAUUUUUCCUGGAAGAAUUUGGAGAUAAAGGUUUUUUUAAAAACAGAUCAACCAAAUCAAUAAAAAAUAUAAUUUGCAUGGCAAAAAAUAAAUAUGAAGCCAGUACUGCUGGUACUGUAGAUGAAAAUACAUACCAAGGAUUUAAUCCAAUGAAGAAUGUUAAACCAUUAGAAUACAAUGAUUUAGUUAUCAAAGAAGAAAUUCAAGAGAAAUUAAAUAUUGAUUUAACAAAAAUUGUCCCAUCAAAAAAAAGUUCCAAAUACAAAGACUGGGAAAUCAAAAUUAUUAAUCAUGUGUUUUCUAAAGUCAAUUCGAGCGAAAACUUUUAUACAUCAAAAGAUAUUUGUAAAGCUAUAAGCUCAAAAGGGGUAUUUGAAAAUCGCAAUCUCGAAUCAAUGUAUGAUAAAUUCCAUUCAGGUGCAUUACAACCAAAUGAAGUAAAAACAUACGAAUGGAAAGAAAUUAUGGAUGUGGAAACAAUUAAAAAAGAAAUUGGUAUUGAUUUAACAAAAAUAAAAGGUUCGUCUAAUGGAUCAAAAUUAACAAAGAAAGAAAUAAAAAUUGCAAGAUAUAUUAUACAAAAAUUCAAUUCUUUAACAAUCAACCAAGUUACACAAAUUAUUGCUGGCACCUCCAUAUUUAAAAAUAGAACUGCUAAGUCAUUGCAAUCACGUUUUUAUGAAAUUGCUAAACAACUGAUUAGUUAUUUCAGUUCUGAAAUUAAUAGAUCAAAUGAUUCUCAACCUAUAAUGGAUAUCAAAAUCGCAAUGAAUGAUUUAAGAAUAACUGAAGUUGCAAUUUCAAAGUCUAAUGCUCCUUAUUCUGAUAAGGAAGAAUUAAUUUUGCAACAACUUUUUAAAAAUUCCACAAAAGGGACCACAAUUCGUGAUUUUAUUAAUAAAUUUGGUAACGUAGGUUUAUUUGAAAAUAGAUCAAAAAGAUCAUUAUCUAGUACAUUACACAAAUUAAAAGCAAGAAACAAAAUAGAAGUUUUAGAUGAAAUAAAACUUAUAGAUUAUUUUAACGUUGACGAUAUAAAUUCAAUUGCUAUGAAGGAUGUACUUGAAUAUCAAUUUAAAAAUUUUGCCCAACCAACUGGUGAGUAUAAAAAAGCCGAAAUUGAACUAAUAAAUCAUUUGUGGAAUUUGUUCCUUGCUGAUUCAGAAGAGCCAUCAUCUAAGAGUAUUGUAAAAACAGAAUUCGCGGACUUGCUCACUUCAAACGGAUUCUUUAAGAAUCGAAAUGGGCUUUACACAAAAAUCUUAUCAUUAAAUUUAAUUGAAUCACCACUAAAUCAAGAGUUCAAAUUAGAUGAAACAAUUUUAAUGAAUGCUGUUAAAGAAAAAAUCGAUUUAAACAACUUCGUGUGUCAACCUACGAAAUCAGAUUUUCUGUUUAAAGAACAAGUUAUUUUGGAUUUGGUCUUCUCGUUUGCCAGUAAUGAUAUAACAUCAAUUACUUUGGCCAAUUUGAUUUGUUCCAGCGAAUUAAAAGACAAAUUCUUCAAAAAUAGACCAACUGAAUCCUUAUGUCAAAAAAUUCAAAGAAUGAGAGAACAUAAUUUAAAUGAUAUUUUCAAUGUUGAACAAAUUGAAAAUAUUUCAAUUCCAAUGGUCAACAACUUAAAUUCAAGUCAAUAUAAACCUAGAGCACUUUCAAGUAAUUAUAGUUACAAUGAAAUGAAAUUGUUCAUUUCAUUAUAUGAUCAUAAAGAUGAAUCAAUGUCAACUUAUGACUUCUUAAAUGCCUUAUCUGGAAAAGGCUUUUACAGAAAUAGAGAUUCUGAUUCAUUGAAAAACUUAAUGAGAAAGCUUAUGAAAGAUAAAGAUAUAAAAGUAAUUAUUGAUUUUUGA
This is a messenger RNA of Lodderomyces pseudojiufengensis, 2850 nucleotides long. RefSeq lists its product as uncharacterized. The record is from RefSeq and is a predicted model, not a curated record. The transcript has a single exon. Bases 1 to 2850 code for a protein of 949 amino acids. Lineage: Eukaryota; Fungi; Ascomycota; Pichiomycetes; Serinales; Debaryomycetaceae.